Penicillium griseofulvum is the source of this 735-nucleotide messenger RNA. Its product is annotated as GPI anchored serine-threonine rich protein. NCBI's taxonomy places the organism in Eukaryota, Fungi, Ascomycota, Eurotiomycetes, Eurotiales, Aspergillaceae. The coding region runs from base 1 to 735 and encodes 244 amino acids. The record is from RefSeq and is a predicted model, not a curated record. The transcript has a single exon.
AUGCGUUUCUCCAUCGCCACCGUUUUCUCCGCCCUCGUGGCUCUCGCUGCUGCCCACACUCAGCCUGAUUACACCAAGAACCCUACCGGCAAUGCCAUCGUCGCUCCUGGCUUGAACGAGAUCGUGCCCGAGGGAAAGACCUACACCAUCAAGUGGACUCCUACCACCACCGGUCCCAUCUCUCUGGUCCUCCUGCGCGGCCCCUCCACCAACGUUCAGCCCCUCAAGACUCUCGCCGAGUCCAUCCCCAACAGCGGCGAGUUCAAGUGGACUCCUGGCUCUGACCUCGAGGCCGAUGUUACCCACUACGGUCUGCUCCUUGUUGUCGAGGGUACCGGCCAGUACCAGUACUCCACCCAGUUCGGUAUCUCCGCCGCUCCUGGAUCCGAGAAGAGCACCACCAAGGCCACCGAGAGCCAGACUGCCGCUCCUGAGCCUACUUCUGCCUCAUCCACCGUCGUUGAGAGCACCGUGAUCACCACCACCAUCUGCCCUGAGACCGAGUCUGCUUCUGCCACCACCACCUCCAAGGCCACCCCCAGCGGUGUCUCCCCCGUCGGUCCUCCUUCCAGCCGUCCCUGGACCUCCAUCCCUCUCACCACCACCACCGCCGGUCCCACUGGCACUGCCUCCGCUACUCCUUCGACUUCGUCCCCCGCCUUCAACGGCGCUGGUCGCAACGCCAUCAGCGUCGGUGCUGUCAUGGCCGGUGUCGUCGCUGCUUUCGCUCUCUAA